Molecule: messenger RNA, 1365 nt
Organism: Xenia sp. Carnegie-2017
Lineage: Eukaryota; Metazoa; Cnidaria; Anthozoa; Malacalcyonacea; Xeniidae
Product: amine sulfotransferase-like
Exons: 2
Coding region: 108-1052 (314 amino acids)
Biological process (GO): sulfation
Cellular component (GO): cytoplasm
Molecular function (GO): sulfotransferase activity
Source: RefSeq, a predicted model, not a curated record
CAAAUCUGUAAGCAGUAACACUGAUGAUAUUUACGUAAAUGGAAUAAAAUAAUAAAAGAUAAAUUAGUCACUGCAUACUAGUGUAAUGCUAAACCAUUAAAAGAAAAAUGAAUACAACAGAAAGAUCACCAACCGCUGAACGGAUUGGACGUUUUAAACACAACCGAUCUUUGUACAUUUCCGCCGAAAGUAAACUCAAAGGAUCACAGUUUAAGCCAAGGGAAUCAGACAUAUUCAUUGUCACUUUUCCUAAAUGUGGCACAACGUGGAUGCAACAAAUCGUGCAUCAGCUGAAAACAGGAGGAGAUAUGAGUUUCGAUGAAAUUACGGAUGUUGUGCCGUGGAUUGAAUUGGCUUAUGAUGUACAAUGUGACCUUGAUCGUGAACAGAAAUUUCCCCGAUGCUAUAAGACCCAUUUGCAAUACAGUGACUGUUCUAAAGGGUCCAAGUACAUCGUGAUUUACCGAGAGCCGCGUUGUGCUUUGUACAGCUUGUACAGCUACUUUCAAGGAUGGCUGAUUAAAACUCCUGAUGAGAUCACCAUUGAGGAAUUUGUAUACGAUUAUGCUUUCCAGCCUAAUAUAGUUCAUAAUUACUUCGAGCAUUUCAUGACUUGGUGGAUGCAUCGAAAUGAUGAAAACGUCCUGUUUCUGUUUUAUGAAGAAAUGAAGGAGAAUUUGGAGAAAACAGUUCGUGCAGUGGCUAAGUUCAUGGGGACGAAUGACGAAAAGAAGAUCAAAACAGCAGUUAAAUUGAGCACAUUUGAGUUUAUGAAGGAAAAUUCCACAAAGUUCAAUGAAAACAUUGCACGCUAUCAUCGCAACCUGUCUGCAUGCACAUUUCUCGACGGUUUGAAAACAUCGGAUAAGGUCGUAACCGGUUCAACUACGAAGGCUCUACGAAUCCUUCCGAGUCAACUGCAAGAUGAUAUUUGCAAAAAAUGGAAAGAGACUGUUGGAAACAUUUCAGGCUAUGAUAACUACAACGAUCUCAGGAUUGACUUCAGGAGGCUUAAACCUUUGACACAAUCUUUUGAAAAGUUGACGGCAUAAAGGGAUAUAACCUUCUUAAGUUUUCUAAUUCUUAAAUCGCUCAUCGAACUAAAACAAUAUCCAAUUUGAAAUAUUUAUAUUAGACAUCUAACAGCGCAGUUUGGAUUAUGUUAGGCCCACACAAUGGCGCAACUAUUGCAGGUGUGUGUGAGUGGGGGCAGUCGCCAUACCACAGGACAUUUGGAUAUGUUUCUGUGGGAUAUGUAUGGUUUGUUGUCGGAAAAUUAUAUUUCACUAUGUGUAGCUAGCACAUUAGAAAUACUGAAUAGACGUUAUGCUAUAGAUCUGAUUUUGAUAAUCAGACAUGGUCUGA